Molecule: messenger RNA, 4516 nt
Organism: Belonocnema kinseyi
Lineage: Eukaryota; Metazoa; Arthropoda; Insecta; Hymenoptera; Cynipidae
Product: glucose dehydrogenase [FAD, quinone]-like
Exons: 8
Coding region: 115-1920 (601 amino acids)
Molecular function (GO): oxidoreductase activity, acting on CH-OH group of donors; flavin adenine dinucleotide binding
Source: RefSeq, a predicted model, not a curated record
CCUGCUGGUCUUGGAACCGCAAACAAAUAAAACAGAAUCGGUCUUUCGCGAGUGAUACAGGUUCUCCUCUCGCCUCAUCGAAAUUACCAGCCGCACUGAAGGGUUCUCUUCAGAAUGAGCUGCAAUUGCCCAUUGACUACGGCCACUGGACCCACUUUGGCUUCGACAUGCGGGGGCCCAUCCUUUAUGAUUUUCAUGGGCCUUCUCGAGGUUUUCCUUCGAAGCCAGUGUGACCUUGAAGAUCCAUGCAAUCGACCUUUGCCGCGUGACCACGUAAAUUCAAGGUACGAUUUUGUGGUGAUAGGAGGAGGAAGUGGAGGGGCGACAGUGGCAUCGAGAUUGUCGGAGGAAAAUCGAUUUUCUGUUUUAUUGCUCGAAGCAGGAUUGGACGAACCAACUGGAACUCAAAUUCCAUCUUUUUUUUUUAAUUUUCUGGGAACUGACAUCGACUGGCAAUAUAAGACCGAAAGCGAAGAUGAAGCUUGUCUUAAUAAAGAUGACCGGAAGUGCUAUUGGCCUAGAGGAAAAGUUUUAGGUGGUACGAGUGUAAUGAACGGAAUGAUGUACAUGAGAGGAUCUCGAAAAGAUUACGACGACUGGGCAAGAAUGGGAAAUCCCGGAUGGUCUUAUCAAGAAGUCCUUCCUUAUUUCAUCAAAAGCGAGGAUAAUUAUCAGGUCAACGAUAUGGAUUAUGGAUAUCACGGAGUGGGAGGGCCCCUCACAGUCACCCAAUUUCCAUAUCAUCCGCCCCUGAGUUUUGCUCUUGUGGAGGCCGGAAAAGAAUUAGGUUAUGAGACAGCAGAUUUGAAUGGAAGAUCUCAUACCGGAUUCGCCAUAGCACAAACUACCUCAAGAAAUGGCUCUCGACUUUCUACAGCUCGAGCUUUUCUUCGACCCGCUCGAAAUCGCCAUAAUUUACACAUUAUGCUUAAUUCGACAGCGACCAGAAUUCUUUUUGACGAGAACAAAAGAGCAGUGGGCGUUGAAUUCGUUCAUAAUGGACAAUUACACCGAGUUUCUGUCGGAAAGGAGGUCGUCAUUAGUGGAGGUGCUGUAAAUUCGCCACAAAUACUUCUAAACAGUGGAGUUGGUCCAAGAGAAGAUUUGGAAGCUGUGGGAGUUCCAGUAGUCAGUGAUCUUCCUGGAGUUGGAAAAAAUCUUCACAAUCAUGUUGCCUAUCUUCUCACUUAUACUAUAAAUGACACAGACACAACUCCACUUAAUUGGGCAACUGCCAUGGAAUAUUUACUCUUCAGGGAUGGUCUCAUGUCUGGAACAGGUAUUUCAGAAGUGACAGCCAUGAUAAAUACAAAAUACGCAGACCCAAGGGAAGAUCAUCCAGACAUCCAAUUAAUUUUCGGAGGAUAUUUAGCCGACUGUGCUGAAACCGGGAUGGUUGGGGAGAAAAAGGGUUCAAAUAGAACAAUUUACAUAAUCCCGACUCUCCUUCAUCCAAAAAGCAAAGGAUAUCUUCGUCUGAGGAAUAACGAUCCUCUCUCAAAGCCACUGAUAUAUCCUAAAUAUCUGACCCAUCCAGAUGACGUCGGAUCUCUUGUUGAAGGAAUUAAGUUCAGCCUUCGAUUGGCCGAAACACGAGCUCUCAAAAAAUACGGUUUCCAGUUGGACAAGACACCAGUGAAAAAUUGUGAGCACCUAAAAUUCGGAUGUGAUGCCUACUGGGAAUGUGCGAUAAAACACGACACAGCCCCAGAAAAUCAUCAAGCUGGUUCCUGCAAAAUGGGACCAGCAUCAGAUCCUUUUGCAGUAGUGGAUAAUCAAUUAAGGGUUUGGGGAGUUCGAGGGGUCAGAGUUGCUGAUACAAGUAUAAUGCCUCAAGUUCCGUCCGGAAACACCAAUGCUCCUGCGAUAAUGAUAGGCGAGAGAGCUGCGGACUUUAUCAAAAGAACGUGGAUUGGCUGAUCAAAAAUGCUCCAAAUUAAUUUGUUAUCAACAAAUAUUGGACAUUCUCGAAGUAGGGCUGUUCCAACGUAUGGACGUCCCGCAAAUCAGGGCAUUUAGUUUAAAGAAUAUAUCCCCAAAAUAUGCUGGUUUCGAUUUUCGAAAAUUACCAAAUUUGGACUUUUCCACUUUUGGAAAUUUAAUUUUUUUUAUUCUGGGACGUACCUACAUUAUAAUUUUUCCAGUUUCAUCAAAUCUCUCAAAUAGGAAUAUUCAGUAAGGAUCUACUUCGGUACUUAUAAACUUUGGAAUAACCUCUUAUUUUUUUUAUGUCAGGACUUUCCAAUUCCCGAAUACAUUAUUUUUCAAUUUUAAGAUAUUUCCAGAAUGUUCCAAAUUUUAGGACAUCCCCAAAUUAGGUCCAAUCUCAAUAUGGGACAUUCGCAAUGAAGAGUUAUCCCAUCUUUAUGAAAUAACCGAAAUAGGAAUUAUGUAAAAACGAAAUAAUAUAGUAAUUGUGUUUAUUUCUACUUCUGCACUGCCAAAAAAUAGGGAUAUUCCAUAUUUGGACGUUUUCAAAAUAAGAGCAUUAAUUUUACAGACUGUGUCCCAAAAAUAAAUUCAUUAAGGAUUUGGGAACAUACCCAAAUUGGAUUUACACAGUUUUUGGACAUUCCCAAAUUGUGUUUUAUAAUUUUGGCAUAUUGCCCAAUUCAGUUUUUCCGAUUUUAGGACAUUCCUAAAUUGGAUUUUUUCAAUUUUUCGACAUCCUCAAAUUAGGUUUGUUGCAGUUUUGUUUAAAAUUUCAAAAAAUAAUGUUUUGCAAUUGUUACGCCCCAAAAAUUGGAAUAUUUUUACUUGAAUAAUUACUCGAAAGUGGUAGCCGCAAUUUUAGGCCCUCCCUGAAACGGAGAUGUUCCUACUUCUGAAAAUUACAAUAAUUAGGGAUAUUUCAACUUUUGUUACAUCCCUAAAUUAGUCUUCAUCCAGUUUCCAUCCAGUCUUCAUCCAGUGACGUUUCUAGAAUAAGACUGGCCCUAAUUGAAAUAAUUUCUAAAUAUAUUCGCUCUAAAUUUUAAGGAAUUUGCACAAUAUUUCAACAUUUGGAACAUUCCAAAAUUAGGUCCGAUUUUACUGUGUGACAUAAACAUUAUGUUUUUUUUUUUCUACUUUGCUGCUGUUCCAAAAUUGAGAUAUUUCAUAUUUGAACAUUCUCCAAAUAAGGGUAUUUUAUCUACAGAAUAUCGCCAAAAUACGCUUGUUUAGAUUUGGAAACAUGCCCAAAUUGUGUUUUUCUAAUUUUGGGACAUUCCCAAAUUGAGUUGGUACAAUUUUGGGGGAUUUUCAACUUCAGUUUUUCCAGUUUUAAAACACUUUAAAAUCGGAUUUUUCCAAUUUUGGGACACCCUCAAAUUAGGAUUUUUCCAGUUUCGACACGUAUCUCAAAUAGAAAUUUACUGAAAUCGGACAUCCUUAAAAUAUGAAUAUUUGUCGGUUAAAACAUUCCCGAUGUAGAGUUAUUUUAAAAUUGGGACACCCACGAAAUACGCCAGUGCCGGCUCAACAUUUUCCCCAAAACGGAGAUGCUCCAACGUCAAAAAAUUGACAAAUUAGGGGUUUUUAAACUUUUGUUACAUUCUCAAAUAAGGGCUGAUCCAGUACUGGGGCAUUCCCAACUUAAAGUUUGUUUUACAUUGGAACAUUUUAAAAAAUCGCCUUUUGACUCUUAUCAUACCCAAAAAAGUUCAUCUUUCUUUGAAAUAUCUCUAAAUUAUUAUUUUUUCAUUAGGGUGGUCCCAAUUUUAGAUCAUUUCUAAAAUUUGACAUCUCUAAAUUAGGUCCAAUUUUCAUUCUGGGACAUCUUUAAAUAAGGGUUAUUCCACCUUCGUCACGAAUUCGGAAUAGGAAUAGUUUGAAACUGGAAUAUCCCGAAAAUGGUGAUUUUUUUGGCAUUUAUACUUCCCCAAAAUAGGGAUGUUCCAAGUUGAAGACAACGCCGAAAUAUAAAUUUCUGAAAUCAGGACUUUUUCGAAAAAAGGUGAUUUCUACUUCCAAAAGAAAUCUUUCCCAACUAUAUGCCAUUCCUGAAACAGAAAUUUUUUUAAAUGGGACAUCCCUAAAAUACGAUUUGUUCAAAAUGUGGCACACACCUUAAAUUAGGAUUGCUUCAAUUUUUGAACAACCCAAAAUCAGAGUUGCUUCAGUUUUGGGACAUCCCUAAAAUAGGGUUGUCGAAUUGGUCCAUUCCUAAUUCUACUUCCCAAUUGCUCGAAUUUUAUAACUUUGGGAAAUGUUCAAGUCUGGGAUCAUUAACAACAAAAAAUCUGAAUUAACAAAAAAUUAUUCUUAUCCCUAGGAAAAUAAUCAGGUUAAGCAUCUUAUAGAGCUAUUGCUUAUCUUGCGUCACGAACUACCGGUAAAUAUGUCAGAAUCCCGGAACGAUCGAGUAUAGAUGUAAUGGAAUUGUGUAAUAUGUACAAAAAUAACUUGUUUCAAUCAAACAUAGAAUAAACGAGUAGAUAUUAGAUAAAUUAACGUGUUAGUUAGCUUUUUAUUAUUUACCAUGAAAACCUAUAGCCGUAAGGGUGGAAAGAUUAAUUAUAUAGCCUGUAUUUAC